AUGAAUUAUCAGCAAGAAGAAGAUAUUUGCUGUCAGCAUAACGAACAUUACAACCAAUGCAACAAACCUACCAUGUCCAACUCUACUAGUCAGACAACAUAUUUAUCCACAAGAAAGAGCAAAAAAUCACUCACUAAAAAGCUUAACCACAUUCUAAAAUCAAUCUUAAUACCGUGUUAUCACCAUGCCAACCAACGCAAAAAGAACACCUGUAGAAGCAACAAGAACGCUUCAUUAGCUGCAGUAGACAUAUCCGUCCAGGAGAAGGAACAGUAUUGCUGUUGUGGAUGUCAGUCUGCAAGAGACUCAAUCACCAUAGUAGAUGGCCCAGAGCAGCCGUGGAUCGUGCCGUCUGAAUACCACAAAAAUAUGUCAGAAUCUGUGUCAAGUGCAACUGGCAGUAAUCACUGGAUGUUUCGAACUGGCUGGACACCCCAGCCGGACCCGUUGGCGUUUUUGAAUAGCGAAUGGUGUGUUAAUUGCAAUGCUUGUGUCAGAAAAGAUCAGAAGCAAUGCCCCUUCUGCGACGCGAGUCCUCUCAUCACCUCUGAUCAUCAAAUUCGUAUGCGUAAUAUAAAAGAAAUGGACGAGACAAAUUAA
This is a messenger RNA of Mucor velutinosus, 600 nucleotides long. Its product is annotated as Protein kinase. The record is from RefSeq and is a predicted model, not a curated record. The coding region runs from base 1 to 600 and encodes 199 amino acids. The transcript is spliced from 3 exons. Lineage: Eukaryota; Fungi; Mucoromycota; Mucoromycetes; Mucorales; Mucoraceae.